AUUAAUAGAAAUAUGCAUUUCCAUAAUAUCACCUUUGAACUAAUGAAGUGGAAGUACAGAUGAAAACAGUCUGGAGGAAGCUUGAAGUACAAUACAGUUGCAUUCAGUUUCCUAAUUCUGAGGUAAGGAAACGAGGUUGGGAAAGUUACAAAAUCAUCUUUGCAGUCAAGCACCAAAUCUUGUAUUAGGCUUCACCGAGCAGACUGAGCUUAACACUUGUCAAGCAGAAGGUGCAGUUGCCUUGCACAGGAAGGAUUAAAAGUGAACAAUGACUCGACUGAGAGUUUAUGAGCGAUUGCUUGGAGCCUACCUGCUUAUCAUUCUCCAUGUUCAAGGUCAAAAUCGAGACAGCAUGCUUCAUGGCACAGGAAUGAAGACGAAUCCUGACCAAAAGAAACAAGCAAAUGGAGUAACUCUUGCUCCAGAGGACACUUUACCUUUUCUUAAGUGCUACUGCUCAGGACAUUGUCCAGAUGAUGCUAUUAAUAAUACCUGCAUAACUAAUGGACAUUGUUUUGCUAUCAUUGAGGAAGAUGAACAUGGAGAACCCACACUUGCUUCUGGCUGCAUGAAGUAUGAAGGUUCAGACUUUCAGUGCAAGGACUCGCCAAAAGCACAAUUACGUCGAACAAUUGAAUGCUGUCGAACUGAUUUCUGCAAUCAGGAUUUACAGCCAACAUUACCACCACUUGAUAGUGCAGAUGGACUUUUUGAUGGCAGCAUUCGGUGGAUGGCAGUGUUGAUUUCUAUGGCAGUCUGCAUAAUUGUCAUGAUCAUCUUACUUAGCUGCUUUUGUUACAAGCAUUACUGUAAGUCGAUGGCAAAGAGACACUGUUAUAAUCGUGACCUGGAACAAGAUGAAGCGUUUAUUCCAGCUGGGGAGUCAUUAAAAGACCUGAUUGACCAGUCACAGAGUUCUGGGAGUGGAUCAGGACUACCGUUGUUGGUUCAGCGCACUAUUGCCAAACAAAUUCAGAUGGUGAGGCAGGUUGGAAAAGGAAGAUAUGGUGAAGUGUGGAUGGGCAAGUGGAGGGGUGAAAAAGUCGCAGUGAAAGUGUUUUUCACCACAGAAGAAGCCAGUUGGUUUCGAGAAACAGAGAUUUACCAAACUGUUUUAAUGCGGCAUGAAAACAUCCUUGGUUUCAUAGCUGCAGAUAUUAAAGGCACUGGCUCCUGGACACAGCUUUACUUGAUUACAGAUUAUCAUGAAAAUGGAUCAUUGUAUGAUUUUCUGAAAUGCACUACACUAGACAACAGGGCUCUCCUCAAACUGGCAUAUUCUGCUGCGUGUGGUCUGUGCCAUCUGCACACAGAAAUUUAUGGGACACAAGGCAAGCCUGCUAUUGCACACAGGGAUCUGAAGAGUAAAAACAUCUUGAUAAAGAAAAAUGGAACCUGCUGCAUUGCUGACUUGGGUCUUGCAGUCAAAUUUAACAGUGACACAAACGAAGUUGAUGUUCCCUUGAAUACUAGAGUGGGAACAAAACGUUACAUGGCUCCAGAGGUCCUAGAUGAAAGCCUAAAUAAAAACCAUUUCCAACCAUACAUCAUGGCUGACAUCUACAGUUUUGGGCUGAUCAUUUGGGAAAUGGCUCGGCGCUGUGUCACAGGAGGUAUUGUUGAAGAGUAUCAGUUGCCGUAUUAUGACAUGGUGCCAAAUGAUCCUUCUUACGAGGACAUGAGAGAAGUGGUGUGUGUCAAACGCCUCCGCCCAGUAGUAUCGAAUAGAUGGAAUAGUGAUGAAUGUUUAAGGGCAAUAUUGAAAUUAAUGUCUGAAUGCUGGGCUCAUAAUCCUGCCUCAAGGCUCACUGCUUUGAGGAUCAAGAAGACGCUUGCCAAGAUGGUGGAAUCACAAGAUGUAAAGAUUUGACAUAGUAAAUUGACAUUGGAGAGCAAAGCUGGACUCCUCAAUCUUUUCACUCAAACAUGGGUGAGACCUAUGUGGAAAGAGGAAAUAACUGAGAUUCAGUAUAUUUUCUCAGCACACUUCUACAGGCUGCUAAUCAAAUCUUUCAGUACUUCAUAGACUGUGAUACUGAGAGCCUCGCUACAGUACAUGCUACGUAUAUGGACAGCCUUGAUAAAAUACACGUUUUGGUUUUGUUUGAGCUGCAUUGAGACUCGUCAUACUUAGUGAGUCUC
Molecule: messenger RNA, 2142 nt
Organism: Opisthocomus hoazin
Lineage: Eukaryota; Metazoa; Chordata; Aves; Opisthocomiformes; Opisthocomidae
Source: RefSeq, a predicted model, not a curated record